GUACAUAAUACACGUAGCUGGGACGGCCCGUUUCCCCAUCCGCAGAUCCGCCGAUCCAGAACCCUAGCGGUGCGGCCCAUCCUCCCAUCCUCUUCAGCUCCGCUCCUCUCGGCGGCGGCAGCACCAGCGCAGCAAGGGUGAGGAGAGGGCGAGGCGAGAGCAGCGGCUACGCUUCUUCCUCUCUUCAGCAAGCAAGAUCAGAAGAAAUAUAUCAUCAGAUAAGCAGCUAAAUUGGAGCCAGGGGUGGUGGAAGUGAAAUGGGAUGUUUGAGUGGGGUUGCCCUAAUUGGAGCCAGGGGUGGUGGAAAUAUGAGAUUUGUUUUGGCAGAUAGCCCAGAAAAAAAGAAAGGAUGGAAUUGAAAUUUGAGGCACCGCGGAAAAAUGAGUUUCUUGCCCUGGACAAAUAUAACGUUAAUGGUAAAGAUGAAUCAAUUCCAGUAAGAAAUGAUUAUCCGCGUAACCCUCUCCCUUGUUUUAGUACUGAGGAUUUUGAUUUGAAAAAGGUUGAGUUUAUGCAAAAAAGGGCUGUUAUGAUCGCCAAGUCCAGAGCAAAUGACAUAAUCAUCAAAGACCCUGACCCUCAGUGGGUAUCUGCGGCCUUACUUGACACAUACGACGAAUUGGAGCCCAUCCUUUUAAAGGAUAGUGUCCGGUGCUUCCUCCGAUUAUUCGAGAACUCUGCAGGCAAGGGCAUGUCAUCGAAUCUUACCGUCACGUCACAAACCUUAACCUUCAUUGUCAGCUUGAAUGCCAUGCGAUGUGCAAAAGUUGUAUUGGAGGGCGUGGCACCUGAGCUCCGUGGGAUGCAUGCCAAUCCCAACUGCAUAAACAGAUAUGGAUACUUCCCGAUUCACGAAGCUGCUGAAAGAUUCGCUGUUGACAUGAUCAAGCUGCUUUUACGCCAUGGUGCAUCAGCCAAUGUGCGCACAGUUGGUGGUAAUGUCAUUGAGAAUCUACUUCCGCUCCAUGUCGCAGUUGAGAAUACUUGCCUGCAUAAGUAUCUGGAGGACAAUCUUUCUCUCAGCCAGAAUCCUCUGGAUUAUAUUUACAAGCUUAUCCAUCUGCUGUGUCUACCUGAAAUGAAGAUCUUCUUGGAUACGACUAGACUGCUUGCAGAAAAAACAAAUAAUCUACUUCAAGAGCUCUGGAAGUACAUUGAGGAUGGAAAAAUUAUCCAGUCUGCAGUUCUACUGCUGGCUGCUCAAGAACAGAUCCGUCGGGGCAGUUCGUCCAAGAUAAAUGGCAGUAGCAAGACAAAUGGGUUUGACAUUAUCAAUAAAUGUAUAAUGAGGCUUUCAUUUGCCUUGAAGUGGGAGAAAGAUUCACAUGGAAUGGCACAGGAGCUUCUGGAGGAAAGGAAGAAACUUACUGAUUGUGCAUGGCUGCUUGUUGAUGUAUUUUCCCAUGCCGGUGAAGAUCUUUCUGCAUACAUUAAAGUGCAUUCUGAGGUGCCCCAUAUGGAGGUCUUUCAACAUGUUUCAUCUAUCCUCAAGGAGUAUGGAUUUUGCCCUACCGGAGAUACCAUGGACACUAUAAAACUCCGGCCUUAUGACUGCAGAAAGUCGGAUGGAGCGCCGUGCAAAGGGCCUGUAGAUGCAAACAUGGCAGUUAUGGGAACGGCCAAUCUGGAUGCUGCUGGGAAAAAGGCUGUGAGAACGAAAGUAGGGGGGGGAUGGGACCCCACAUAUACAAAGAGAAGUUUUUACCCAUUUUGGAGAUCAGUGUUACAAGCCCGGUUUCCCAAGGUGUAUCCAGCCUAUGCAAGCGAAGAUCCUUGGUCUGGGCGUAAACCUGGACAACUCUGUGUUCCUCUGCAGAAGGCCAAUGGAUCUGGAUCUACUCCAACUCCAAAUCAUAAAUUUGGUCUAGUGCAAAGAGUCUUGCCACGUAGAAGCAAUGAUCAACCCAGGAGGUGCUUUAUCACUGCUGCCACUGGUGCAUUCAGGCUCUUGAAGGUUCUGAAGUAGUAGAAAGGGGGGCUCAGCUUGUUGCGAAUAAUUGGGCUGCAUGGCGUCAUUCUGUUGUAAUCGUCACGGAGCAAGACUGGGUGGAGAUGGUUUGUAACUUGGCGGUUUAGCUUUUGAGUCAUCAAGUACUUGUAUGAAUAAUUUUUAAACUUAAUGUUGUGUCUGGCUCCAUGUUAAGCCUCCAGCAUGCUGACAGAAACUCGUCGGAAACUAGAAGGAAAUCGUUUUCCUCCA
Molecule: messenger RNA, 2200 nt
Organism: Brachypodium distachyon (stiff brome)
Lineage: Eukaryota; Viridiplantae; Streptophyta; Magnoliopsida; Poales; Poaceae
Exons: 11
Coding region: 350-1966 (538 amino acids)
Biological process (GO): positive regulation of protein catabolic process; protein ubiquitination
Molecular function (GO): protein binding
Source: RefSeq, a predicted model, not a curated record